Molecule: messenger RNA, 1436 nt
Organism: Poecile atricapillus (Black-capped chickadee)
Lineage: Eukaryota; Metazoa; Chordata; Aves; Passeriformes; Paridae
Gene: TPBGL
Product: trophoblast glycoprotein like
Exons: 1
Coding region: 96-1160 (354 amino acids)
Biological process (GO): negative regulation of canonical Wnt signaling pathway
Cellular component (GO): plasma membrane
Molecular function (GO): protein binding
Source: RefSeq, a predicted model, not a curated record
UGCGGGCGCGGCGCCGGAGGCAGCUCGGCCCGGGGGGGCUGCGGCGCGGCAGGAGCGACCCCCGCGCCCCGGCGCUGCAUGCCCGCUCCGGCAGCAUGGCCCGCAGGCAGGCGCGGCCGGCGGGCGGCGGGCGCUGGCUGCCCUGGCUGGGGCUCGCCCUGCUGCCGCUGGCCGUGCCCCCCGCCGCCGCCCCCGCCGCCUGCCCCUCCGCCUGCUACUGCGUGGCCACCCCGGAGCUGGUGCAGUGCCGCUACGAGAGGCUGGAGGAGCCCCCGAGGGAGCUGCCGGCCGCCGUCCACAACCUCAGCAUCGCCGGCAGCAACCUGAGCGUCCUGUCCCGCGCCGCCUUCGCCGCCCGCCCGCUGCGCGACCUCCGCCUGCUCCGCCUGCGCCACGACAACAUCCACACCAUCGAGGACAUGGCCCUGCAGGGCCUGCCCGCGCUGCGCACCCUCGACCUGAGCCACAACCCGCUGCUCUCGGUGGCCGCCGGCGCCUUCGCCGGGGUCCCGCUGCUGCGCACGCUGCAGCUGAACCAGGCGCUGCUGGCGGCCCCGCUCGAGGAGCAGCUCGCCCUGGCCAUGCGCAACCUCAGCCUGCGGCGCCUGGAGCUGGCGGGCAACGCGCUGCAGGCGCUGCCGGCCGCCCUGCUGCCCCCCGGCCUGGAGGAGCUGGACCUGCGCAACAACUCCCUGCAGCGGCUGGCGGCCGCCGAGCUGCGCAGCCUGGACGCGCCGGAGCUGCGGGGGCUGCGCCUCAGCCUGGCCUCCAACCCGCUGAGCUGCGACUGCGGCCUGCGGCCCUUCCUGGCCUGGCUGCGCGCCGCCGCCGCCCGCGUGCUCGACGCGCGGAGCCUGCGCUGCGCGGCGCCGCCGGGGCUGCGAGGCACGGCCCUGCUGCGCCUGCGGCCCGAGGCGCUGGCCUGCGCCCUCAGCGACGGCGGCGAGCCCGCCGAGCUGGAGACGGCCUCCUACGUCUUCUUCGGCAUCGUCCUGGCGCUCAUCGGCAUCGUCUUCCUCAUGGUGCUCUACCUGAACCGCCGCGGCAUCAAGCGCUGGCUGCACAACCUGCGCGAGGCCUGCCGCGACCAGAUGGAAGGCUACCACUACCGCUACGAGCAGGACGCCGAUCCGCGCUGCGCCGGCACCCCCGGCCUCUGAGGGCACCCCCGGCUUCUGAGGGCACCUUCUGAGGGCACCCCCGGCCCCUGAGGGCAUCCCCGGCACCCGCCCUUGCCCCUGCCCGCCGAGCCGCUCCUCGAAGCCUCCGCACCCGGCCCUCGCCUCGCCCUAGCCCAUCCAUCCCCUUGCCACGGCCCCACCGCAAAUCGGGCUCCGAGGACAAGCCGGCUUCGGGGUGGGCGCUGCGGUGCACCGGCGCGGGGUGACCCUCCCUGGAAGGUUCCGGACCGGCUCUCCCUCCCCGUGCCCUCUCCG